AUCUGAUCAAAAAUUUUUAUACAUCAACAAAUGUCAAAUAUUCGAUAUGAAAAUUUUAUUUGAUAAAAUAGUCCAAUUAGUAAAUUACGCCAUCUAAUAAUGUCAAACCUUGGUAGCUGGAACCAUUUGCCAGCUUGCGUUAUUGAUGUGGGCACAGGCUACACGAAGAUGGGAUUUGCAGGCAAUUCAGAACCUUCCUUUAUUCUCCCCACUGCCGUUGCCAUUCGUGAGGGUCCAUUCCCAGCUCCUUCUGCACCAGCUUAUAGUAAAGAAGGGGGAAGUGGGGGAUCAGCCCAGGCUCCCUUGGCCUCUUGCAUUAUAGAAGACUUAGAUUUUCACAUUGGAGAUCGGGCUCUUUUGGCGGGUGGGCCAGCAGGUGCUGGAGCAUAUUCGUUAAAAUAUCCAGUUAGGCAUGGGCUCGUAGCAGAUUGGGACCUUAUGGAAAAAUUUCUACAACGUUGCAUGUUUGGCCUCCUACGUGUACAGCCUGAGGACCACCAUUUUCUCAUGACAGAGCCCCCUUUAAACCCACCCGAAAAUCGGGAAUAUUUGGCAGAGAUCGUUUUUGAAACAUUUAAUGCGCCGGGUCUUUACAUAGCGGUACAGGCUGUUUUAGCCUUAGCUGCAAGCUGGACUUCUAAGACGGUAGCUAAGCGGACUAUGACCGGCACAGUGAUCGAUUCUGGCGAUGGAGUAACACACGUUAUCCCGGUUGCAGAUGGGUUCGCCAUAGGCAGUUGCGUUAAACACGUGCCUAUAGCCGGUCGCGAUAUAACUGGCUUUGUUCAACAAUUGCUUAGGGAUAGAAACGAAACCGCUAACGUUCCACCCGAGCAGAGUUUGGAAACGGCUCGGCUCGUCAAAGAAAAAAUGGGAUACGUUUGCCCCGAUAUGUGCCGCGAAUUUAAUAAGUACGACACGGAUCCUAAAUCCUGGAUUAAACAAUUCAAAGGCAUAAAUAAUGUAACUCGUCGCCCUUUCGUUAUAGACGUUGGUUACGAACGUUUUUUAGGUCCUGAAAUUUUCUUUCGACCCGAAAUGUGGAGUCCAGACCACAGAGAGUCCUUAUCCAGCGUUGUUGAUGGCGUUAUACAAUCCUGUCCUAUUGAUGCCCGUCGCCCUCUUUAUGAGCAUGUGGUUCUCUCGGGAGGAUCCACCAUGUUUAAAGAUCUAGGUAGAAGACUACAACGUGAUUUGAAGAGAAGCGUGGAUGCUAGACUUAAGCAGUACGCAGAAGCCGGAAGUGUUAAAGAAGGUGGAUCCGGAGGAAUAGUUCCUAGGCCUAUAGAUGUUCAAGUGGUCACUCAUCAUAUGCAGAGGUAUGCUGUGUGGUUCGGUGGUAGUAUGCUAGCAUCCACUCCAGAAUUUUAUAAAGUUUGUCAUACCAAAAAAGAUUAUCAAGAAUAUGGGCCUUCGAUUUGCCGUUACAAUCCAGUUUUUGGGGCCAUGAGUUAAAAUUGUACCAAUCACUUAUUCUUUAAAAUAAUAUCUCACCAGUAUUUUGUUUUAUUCACAUACAUUUGUAAAAAUAUUUUAUAUUUAUAUUGACCGAGAAAUAAAUUAAUGUGA
Molecule: messenger RNA, 1569 nt
Organism: Gordionus sp. m RMFG-2023
Lineage: Eukaryota; Metazoa; Nematomorpha; Gordioida; Chordodea; Parachordodidae
Product: actin-related protein 3B-like
Exons: 7
Coding region: 100-1455 (451 amino acids)
Biological process (GO): Arp2/3 complex-mediated actin nucleation
Cellular component (GO): actin cortical patch; Arp2/3 protein complex
Molecular function (GO): actin filament binding
Source: RefSeq, a predicted model, not a curated record